Molecule: messenger RNA, 2403 nt
Organism: Plasmodium gallinaceum
Lineage: Eukaryota; Apicomplexa; Aconoidasida; Haemosporida; Plasmodiidae
Source: the annotation of a RefSeq genome assembly
CCCAUGGUUACAUCAACAAACUCAUGUAUAUAUGGAUAUUUACAAACAAAUAAAUCUCUAAUUACUAAAAUUCCUGGAUCUAAUACUUUAUAACUACCUAUUACCAUUCCCACAAAUAUGAAUUCAACUAGUCCAACAUCUGGAACUAAUUCAACAUUAUCUCAUAGCACGGCUUCAAAUAUUUAAUCAAUUUCAUCUACAUCUAUUUCUAAAUUCAAAUAUAUCAACAAUUGUACGAACACCUAUUCCUACAGAUACUCUAGCUCCUAGAACUAAUUUCACUCUACCAUAAAUUGUUGUACUGCAAAUACACCUAAAAAUUUACCCAAAAGUGAAUCCAGAAAAGUAAAUACAAAUAUAAGUGCACAAAUAGUUAUUACUACAAUUACUCAAACACCUGACACUAAUUACAUAUUAGCAUCUACUAUAAAUCCUGAAAAUAUAUCUUCAGAUUUGUCUAUAUCUGCAAAUUCAAAUAUAAAUAUGGUUCAACCGAUAACUAUUAAAACUACUUCAUCAUCUGGAAAUAUAUUAACACUUGCAUUUACUAUCGUACCCGCGAAUAUAUUUGUAUAUUUAUUUAUAAUUGAGUACGGAAACGCAAAUAUAUCUUAAAUUUUACUUAUAUUUAUUCUUACAAAUUCAAAUAUACCUAAAAUUAAAUAAACAAUAUCUAAAAUUAUUCCAACACCUGGAGCUAAAUUACAAACAAAAAAUAUAUAUCCUUAUGCAAAUAAAUCCACAAAUGCAACUGUAUCUACUUUAUCUGCACAUACAGAUACAACUAAAACCACUUCAAAUACUGUGAAGAAAAUUCUACUUUUAAGAUUAAUAAACCUAGAUUUAAUUCAUAUAUGAAUAAUCCUUUCACAUUUACAAAAUUAAUACAUAGCUAAAACCAUACUAAUAAUAAUACAUUACAUAUUUCAUCUAAUAAUAUUCGAGGUACUCCCUAGUCACUAGUCCAAAAUAUAGUUACUGUAAAUACGUCUUCCAAUAAUUCUACUUGCAUUGAUAGCCUUCCCAAUUAGCGAAUCACCUUUUGGAAUUAUUUUUUUUUAUUGUUAUUCUGCAUAAAGUGACAAAAAAUUACUAUAAAUAUAUAUAUAUAUAUAUAUAUAUCACUGUAUUUCUUUUAAUUCUUGUUAUAAUUAUUACUUCAUUGUCAUUAAAAAUUUGUAUAUUAUAUAUUUACAAAAUUUAUAUUUAUAUAAUAGUAAGGUCCUAUUAGAUUUAUAAUUGGUAGUAAAAGACAAAAGAAAAGGAAAAAACAAAUAAAAUGCAAAAAUCAAAGAAAGCUCAAUGAAUUUUGUGGUAACGCCUUUGAAAAUUCUAUGUGCAUUGUUAGAUAGUAAUAUUCAAUCCAAUGAUGUAUAUAAUAGGACAAAUAAUUCGUUACAAAAAAUUAGAUAUGAAAAUGACAUAAAUAAUGCGCUUAUAGAAAAAUAAGAAGAAAAGGAAAAUGAAAACUUUAAAAAAAGUCAUAAAAAAGAAAAAACAGAAUAAAAUACAAAUAACGCAAAAAUAAAAAAUGAUGCUGCAGUGACGAGAAAAAAAUUAAAAUGGAAGACUAUAUUAAAAAUACAUAUGAUGGUAAUGGAUGAUUGCGAAAAGAAGAAAUGGGAAAAGAACAAAGGAGAAUUUUUUGAAGAUUAUUUGGUAGAAUUAAAAAAAGAAGGUAUACGUUCGUACGUAACAAUCAGAGAUGUAAUAAUGAAAAAAGAGAGAAGAUAACAUUAAUACUAUGUUAGAAAACAAAAUAAUCUGUGGGCUUAGUGCAUAAAAAAGCAUAAGAAUAUGUUAGAAAAAUGGAAAAAGGAAAAAUAGUUUGAAAGUUUGAAGAGGGAAUGGAAAGAGGAAGAAGUUAACUAUUAAGAAAUAAUAAAAAAAGAAAGAAUAAUAAAAAGUACAGAAAAUGAUAAUCCCAUAGAAAAACAAAAAAUAAUAUGGAAAAAAUACGUAAAAAAACAUGGAAAGUGGUUGUGUGACACUAAUGACUUAAAAAGUUUUAAUGAAUUGCUAAAGAAAUAUAAAAUAGAAGAAACGAAAGAAAAUAAAGGAGUAGAUAGUGAAGAAGGAAAUAUUAAAAUAUAAAGGGAAAAAAAAUCAGAUAAGGAUUCAAAGAAAAAUAAUUUGGCAUUGAAAUUAUGGAUUAAAACACAUUUGAUGAUAUUAGAAGAACAUAAAGAAGAGGAGAUGAUGAUGAACAGAGAUGAAUUUCAUAAAAUAUCCAUAGAAAAAUUGAAAAUAACAAUAAAUCCAAAAGAAACAUUAGAAAUAGAAAAAUAAAUAAGAAGAAAUAUUACAUUAGAAAAUAAAAAUGCAGAAUUAAAAAAAUUAAGGUGAGAAAAUUGAUUUCUUAAAUUGAAACUAUAUUGGAUUAACGAAGAAAAAAAAAUGUUA